CUUUCUUGUUGCUUGAUUCAAUAAUUUUGAGAGGUUUUUUAGUGGACUCUACUUCUACUACUUUUGAAAAAUAAAGGUAAAUAAAUACAGACUUCCCGCCGGAAGACGUCGGAAAAGGAAAACCCAUUAGUCGAUUGGAGCCUACGGUUGAAUCUGUGAGUCACGCCGCAGAGAGAUGGAAGAACGAUUGAAGUGGCUAGCUCUGGUGGGAGCCGGCGCUCUUUUCGGCUCUGUUUCUACAGCUGUCCUUCUAAAGCUUCUUUCCGAUCAAGUUGUGAACAAACGCAAUGGUCGAAAGGCAGUCCAAUUUGAUAGCAAAGGAAUUAUAUCUGAGCCGAAUAGGAAUGACUGCCUUGCUGUUGUAGAUGGUAAUCAUGGGUUGGCUGGUCCAGACCUUUUAAAUGAUGAAAUUGUUUCCGAGCAACUUACUAGGAAUGUUCAAUUUUUCGGCCUUCAGUCCCAACAAAAAGUGGCUGCAUCCUAUGUUGUUAUCAUUGGUCUUGGGGGUGUUGGGAGUCAUGCUGCAUCUAUGCUUUUGAGAUCAGGAGUUGGCAAGAUCCUCCUUGUGGAUUUUGAUCAGGUGUCACUUUCAUCACUAAAUCGACAUGCUGUUGCUACAAGAGAGGAUGUUGGUAUCCCAAAAGCUCAAUGCCUCAAGAAACACUUCUCAUUAAUUUUUCCAGAGUGCCAUACAGAUGCAAAAGUGCUGCUGUAUGAUGCCUCAACUGAGGAAGAAAUUCUGUCAGGCCAGCCUGAUUUUGUUUUGGACUGCAUUGACAACAUUGAAACAAAGGUUGCACUUCUUGCAGCCUGUGUUCAUAGGGGUUUGAAGGUUCUGUCUGCAACAGGAGCCGGUGCUAGAGCUGAUCCAACAAGAAUUCGAGUGGCUGAUUUGAGGGAGUCAACAAAUGACCCACUAUCUCGAGCAGUAAGACACAGGUUGAGGAAAGAUUAUGGCAUUGAAGGUGGCAUUCCUGUUGUUUUUUCUUUAGAGAAACCUAAGGUCAAGCUGCUUCCAUUCAAGGGACCUAGUGGAGAAGAAGAAAAUCCAUCGGACUAUCAGAUAGUACCCGGUUUCAGGGUUCGCAUCAUACCUGUUCUGGGAACCAUUCCCGCAAUUUUUGGACAAGUUAUGGCCUCGUAUGUUGUGACGCAACUUGCAGGGUUGCAUGUUCAAACAGAGCCAGUGGUAAAUUUGGAUAUGGAUCACUACAGGAUUCUUCAUCAACGCCUUAUUGAGCAUGAGGAGUUACUGUAUGGCACCACUGUGCAAGUUCAGGUAGAUGUUGAAGAAGUUAUGUAUGUCGCAAAAGAGUUGUGGUCUGGCCGAAGUGCGAGGGAUGAAUCUAUAAAAAGCACUGGACGGGGAAUGUGGCGUUCUGUUAAUGAGUUAAUGCUUGUUAGGUGGGAUAGUGCAAAGCCAGCAUCUGUCUCAAACUUGAUUCUUCUAAAAUUCAAAGAGGCGGAUGAACAUGAAUCAAGAACUCUCGGUGAUAUAAAGCAGAAGGAACCAGAAUUUUUUGCAAGGGUGACAUCUGUGCUAAAGCGAGCUGAACUGGACUUCUACCUGUAAGUGUGACAGCUUUUUCCUUCAGAUAUCACAUUUGGAGGAAUUGAAGGAUUGGGGUGUGGUACAUGAAGCAGUUCCUUUCUUUUUGGUAGAUGAAACUCAAGAAACCUAACUGCAAAAGCAGAGUCUAUGAAAGAAAGGCAAAGAUGAAAAAGGAAACUCUUUGUUCUAAGGUGGAAGGAGCAACAAAGCCAAGAGUAGGCCAAUGAUCUGCUGUUGUUUAUCCCAAGGGGCACAAAAAAGCCAAGAUUAGCCAAUCUGCCAAAUGGUUGGCUACUCUGAGGGCAUGUUGAGUCCAUGCUGAUGAAAACAUUUUGGAUUGCGUUGUGUAAGCUUCUCGGCAAUUCAUGCUAAGCCUCUGUCAGCCUGUUUCUAGUUCACUUGGAAGGUGGUGUGAACUCUACUUGUCAGGUGCCCCCUUGCAUUAUCUUAAACUAGGUAAAAUCCCUGUGCGAUGUGUUAACAUUGUUUAUAAUACUAUUUUUAGAACCUUCUGGUGAUACUGAAGUUGGAUAACAAAAAUUUUGAGAUUUGUUUGGUUAGUAAAAAUCAUAAUAUAAUUUUAAUACACUUUAAAUGUGCA
Malania oleifera is the source of this 2153-nucleotide messenger RNA. RefSeq names its product tRNA threonylcarbamoyladenosine dehydratase. The transcript has 11 exons. Lineage: Eukaryota; Viridiplantae; Streptophyta; Magnoliopsida; Santalales; Ximeniaceae. Gene Ontology annotation, molecular function: ubiquitin-like modifier activating enzyme activity; tRNA threonylcarbamoyladenosine dehydratase activity. Gene Ontology annotation, biological process: cyclic threonylcarbamoyladenosine biosynthetic process. Bases 176 to 1573 code for a protein of 465 amino acids. The record is from RefSeq and is a predicted model, not a curated record. Gene Ontology annotation, cellular component: plastid.